AUGAAGGUGGCAGUCGCCCAAAAGGCGCCGCUGGAACAGCGCCAUGCCGUUUGCGCCACACUCAGCACUGCGGUGUGCCUCUUCUCUGGCUUCUUCAAUAUCCUGCAGCUCACUGGCAUCGACGAUUUCGAGAUCCCAGGCUACACCGGAGGCUUUGUGCUUCAGCUCGCUCGCCCUGUGGAGUGGGUCCUGACGUGCCCCAUCUUGCAGCUGAAGCUGGUUGUGCUUGCGGGAGCACGGGUACCUUCCUACAGACGUUUCAUGAUGCCAUUGCUGUCAGCAGCUGUUCUUUUGUGCGGCGUUGCAGCAACCUUCACGGAAGGAGGAUUGCGAUUCAUAUGGUUUGGCUUCGGCAUGAUCUUCGUCUUCGUCAUGUUUUACCACAAUGCCUUGCAAAUCAAGGAGAACAGCGAGGGGGAGGAAAGCUUGCUACAUGGCGAGUCUGACUACCGCAGGCUGACCCUGGUCCUCAUUGCGACGUGGUUCCCAUUCCCGAUCUGGUUCAUGCUGAGCCCAGAAGGCUUCAACCUGGUGGACGAGGAGUUGACCAUCGAAUUGGGUUGGGUGGUGCUAAACAUGUUGGCAAAGUUCUCGCUCAUCAUCCUCGGGCAGCGCAUGUACCUCGGCCUUGAUGCAGCUUCAUGUGUGGGAGAGUUGGUGCCGGAAGACGCUUUGAACAAGAUCCCUGGGACGCAAUAUGGUGGGCAGACAAAUGGAACUGCCACUGGUAUCAUGCAACGGAAAGCCAUCAUCGAAGCAGGGGGCAACGCGCGAGGGCGGCUGAGUCCCGAGGACACUCGAGGCAGCAUCGAGGCGGCACUCGAGCGAGUUUUCUAUGAUUUCUUCGUCUUACUUCACAAGUUGGAGAGUGAGGAAAAGAUGGUGGAGCUCGUAGCGGAUACGAUGGUCACACUUCAGCUGCCGAACCAUACCGACCGUUUGAUCAAGCUUCUGGUUGAGAGCGGGGUCACCAACACGGCUGUCCUUGAAAGGCUGAAUCAAGACCGUUGUAUGGAGCUAUGCCUCCCCUGGGCGCUUGUGGAUGCGGUCCAGCGUCGAUGGAAAACGGAAAAGAUGAACAUGGGACAGGACCAGGGUGGACUGGUGGAGAAGGAGGAUCCCUUCAUGAAAGUACUGGAGGCGAACAAGGAGCGAAUCUCUUCAAUGAAUUCAAAGAGCCAGGUCGCUGGCGUCAUGACCCCUCCCGUAGGUGGAGUCGUGGACCUUUCUUCUUUGGAUGAUCAGAUCGCGCAUGCCGUUGUGCGGGCAGUGAUGCCCUUGCAUGAGACUGUGAUGCUCCUGGGCUGGAUGGUUUUUGCCAGAAAGUUAGUGGAGGACAAUGUCAGCCACUCGUUGGAGUCCACACAGGAGAGCGUAGCUCAACGCAUGGACUUCGGACAGGUGACUCUGAUGCAGACUGUCAACGCGUGCCAGGUGCUGCUGCACAAGCUGGACUCCGCGCAAGAGGUGGUGCUGCAAAAGCUGGAUUCAAACAAGAAAGAUCUCGAGCUCAUGCGCACUUCAUACGAGUCUCUGCAGGGCAGCAUUGUUGGUGCCCAGGACAAUACCAAAGCGGCUCUUGUAGAGACGGUCAGCACCUCCUCCAGCGCCUUGCUUCAGAAGCUGGACGCGACACAGCAGGACUUGCUGCGGCAGUCUACUGAGUCCCAGUCCAUCUUACAGAAUGUGGCAUCUACGCAGAGGACGAUGGUCACCAAGAUGGAGACUGGCAACGACACCACAGUUCGACGGUUGAUGGAGAUCGAGACCUCUCUGGAGAAGAAGAUGUCUGAACUGGGAGAGACGGCACCCUUGUCUUAUUAA
This is a messenger RNA of Symbiodinium pilosum, 1824 nucleotides long. Lineage: Eukaryota; Dinophyceae; Suessiales; Symbiodiniaceae. The record is from the annotation of a GenBank genome assembly.